AUGGAUGUUGAAGACAUAGUGAUUUAUUGCUCUACAAAAACCAAGAAAAAAUGCGAGAACUAUGACGGAACCUGCAAAGCCUCGUGCGCAGCGGGAGAACGGAUCAUCGAAAAGGGCUGCAAAGGAAAGAAAUGCAAAUGCUGUGCUGAAGCCUGUAAACCAACAAAGAAAUGCAAAGGCGGUUUCUGCGUUGAAAAGGCAAAAGACUGCACUGGUAAACUUCUGAAGUCGGGAUGCAAAGGGAAGAAGUGUUUCUGCUGCCUCCCCUCCCCCUGCGUGCCGAAGAACAAAUGCAAGGGCGGGUUCUGCGUCUCGAAGAAGAAAGAGUGCAAAGGAGGCCAGUUCCUGAAGAAGGGAUGCAAGGGUAAGAAGUGCUCCUGUUGUAUCCCUAAAUGCGUGAAGAAAAAGAAAUGCAACGGUGGCUUUUGCGUCUCCAACAAGCAAGACUGCAAGGGCGUCAUACUGAGUAAUGGCUGCAAGUCUAAACCCAAAGGGGGAGAAUGUUACUGCUGCAUUGAAGGAGGAACUACGCCAGCAGGAGGAGCUACACCGGCUGGUGGAGCAACACCAGCAGGAGGAGCUACACCGGCUGGUGGAGCAACACCAGCAGGAGGAGCUACACCGGCUGGUGGAGCAACACCAGCAGGAGGAGCUACACCGGCUGGUGGAGCAACACCAGCAGGAGGAGCUACACCGGCUGGUGGAGCAACACCAGCAGGAGGAGCUACACCGGCUGGUGGAGCAACACCAGCAGGAGGAGCUACACCAGCUGGUGGAACAACUCCAGCUGGUGGAACUACGCCAGCAGGAGGAUCCGCACCAUCAGGAGGAAACACAACAGAAAACGGAACUACCCCGGCAGGAGGAACUACGCCAGCAGGAGGAUCCGCACCAUCAGGAGGAAACACAACAGAAAACGGAAUUACCCCUGCAGGAGGAACUACGCCAGUAGGAGGAUCCGCACCAUCAGGAGGAAACACAACAGAAAGCGGAACUACACCGGCAGGAGGAAUUACCCCAGCAGGAGGAACAACCCCGGCAGGUGGAACUAUUCCAGCAGGAGGAAGUACCCCAGCAGGUGGAGCUACACCAGCAGGUGGAGCUACACCAGCAGGAGGAAGUACCCCAGCAGGUGGAGCUACACCAGCAGGAGGAAGUACCCCGGCAGGUGGAAUUACACCAGCGGGAGGAAACACAACAGAAAACGGAGCUACACCGGCAGGAGGACCUACUCCGGCAGGAGAAUCUACUCCGGCAGGAGGAACAACCCCUUCUCCUUUACUACGUUUAUAUGCUACCCUUCAGGAUAAUAUUGCUCUCCGUAAUGCUAUGUCUGAACUGUCACAAACACUUGACACUUUAUUUGCUGCUCUAGACAGUAUCCUGAAUGCAAACACGGGAAGAAGACACCGACGUAGUGUUAGCGACAUCGAGAGCAUAGUCAUUAUAGCAGAACAAGCGACUGCAGCUGUUCAGAAUGGCAAUACGUCAGCUGUGACGUUACUUACAGAGGAAAUAAAGGCGAAGACAAGCGUCGUUUCGGAUCUCGCCGAAGCAGCUGCAAACAAUGCAACAUUGGCAAGGGAACUACAAGCAAGCGUAGGUGCUGCAAUCAGUGGAAUUCGUGACCUACAAGGAGCCGUCAUAACGAAAGACAAAGAAGUCAAAAGUAACAUUGAAAAAGUACAGCAGGAAAUAAACCAGUUCGGGGGAACUACUGUUGACGUAACAACCAUUGAUAUUAACUUGAUAACAGACGGUGGCAUUGAAGAGACCAUUGCCAAGGAAGAGGAUGAUACUACCAUCGCAGACACCAGCACCAUUUUGGACACAAUAGUAGAAACUACCACAGGGGAUACUGCCACCGUAGAUAUCACCCUGAUUGAUACCACAGCAAUGGACACUAUCAUAGACACUACAAACAACGCCACAGGAGAUGCCAUCACAGCUGACACCACCACAGGAGAUGCCAUCACAGCUGAAACCAUCACAGGAGAUGCCAUCACAGCUGAAACCACCACAGGAGAUGCCAUCACAGCUGAAACCAUCACAGCAGAUGCCAUCACAGCUGAAACCACCACAGGAGAUGCCAUCACAGCUGACACCACCACAGGAGAUGCCAUCACAGCUGACACCACCACAGGAGAGGCCAUCACAAUUGACACCACCACAGGAGAUGCCAUCACAGCUGAAACCACCACAGGAGAUGCCAUCACAGUUGACACCACCACAGGAGAUACCAUCACAGCUGACACCACCACAGGAGAGGCCAUCACAAUUGACACCACUACAGAAGAUGCUAUCACAGCUGACACCAGCACAGGAGAUGUUGCAACAAUUGAUACCACUACCGAAGACAGCAGUACAGCAAAUACCAGCACGUUGGGAUCCUCAACCACUACACAGUGA
Messenger RNA from Penaeus indicus, 2409 nucleotides. Its product is annotated as mucin-19-like. Bases 1 to 2409 code for a protein of 802 amino acids. The record is from RefSeq and is a predicted model, not a curated record. The transcript has 5 exons. Lineage: Eukaryota; Metazoa; Arthropoda; Malacostraca; Decapoda; Penaeidae.